Molecule: messenger RNA, 1617 nt
Organism: Fopius arisanus
Lineage: Eukaryota; Metazoa; Arthropoda; Insecta; Hymenoptera; Braconidae
Gene: mRpL14
Product: mitochondrial ribosomal protein L14
Exons: 3
Coding region: 130-558 (142 amino acids)
Biological process (GO): translation
Cellular component (GO): ribosome; mitochondrion
Molecular function (GO): structural constituent of ribosome
Source: RefSeq, a predicted model, not a curated record
AGCCACUGAUUUCCCCUAUAAUUCUGCUCAUAACCUCGCGACGAGAACCCCUCGAUAUUUUCAUCAACAAUAAUUGUUUAAAUCUUGUCAAUUACUCUGGAACUCAGAUUAAAUAAAUAAAAUACCAGGAUGAAAGGAUUAUUUAUGUUUCGUGGAUUUCACACGUCGACGAUUCAGAAUGAAAUCAGAAAAUUAUCUCGAUUGAGAGUUGUUGAUAACAGUGAAAUUGGAAAGCAGGCGAUGCUUGAAGGAAAGCCCCCCAAAUGCAUCCAUAUUUAUAAUAAAAGGGGAUUCGGUUUAAUUGGGGAUCGAGUCCUGGUGGCGAUCAAGGGUGAGAAGAAGAAAGGAAUUCUCGUGGGUCUGAAGCAGAAGCAGUCCCCCAAGGUCCCCAGGUUCGACAGCAACAACAUCGUCCUCAUAGACGACACCGGUACACCCCUGGGCACGAGAAUUCACGUGCCAAUUCCCCACAUUCUACGAACCAUGAUGAAGGAAAAAACACACUCCAAGGGUGCAGACUACACUAAACUGAUAGCAAUAGCCUCGAGAUUUGUAUAAAAAUAAAUGGAUAUUAAAUAUUAUCGUAAUCUUAGUAAUCAAAAAUUUGUCUUUAGGUGAUUUUCAUCAGUUGAAAAUGAAGAGUCAGAGAAUUUUGGACAUUAAUAUUUUUAUUAUUGAACAAUUCAUCUUUCUCCUCGAAACUGAUUCAUAAACAAGUCCCAUCGCAAUCUGCAUAAUGAAAAAUUAAUGGGAACAGGAUUUAGCAAUUUUUAGUUCUCAACACGUGAUCUCUACUUUCUUUGGUUGUUCAUCGUCAUUUAAAAAUAUGGAUUCAGUCCAUUCAUAACACUCGAGCCUCAACACAACAAUCUGACAAAUGGAAAGUACAUUAGAGGAGUCUACACGAGACUAGAGUAUAAAACAUCCCCCACAAGCACUACAGGUAAAUUCAGUAAUGAAAUCCUCAAGGGUAACAAAUCGAUCCAAUAGUUCCGUCAGUUUUCGUAGAAUAUCUCUGAAUCUAACAGAAACAUCGAAACUGUCGUGAGAAUACUUUUUAAAGCUCUCGUCGCACUUUACAAAAAAGAUUCCCAUGCUAAUUUCGAUAGCUCUGUUGAAUCCAGAGAUAUGCUCCAAAAUAGAAACGAAAACCAUUUGUUACCAUUUAUAAUUUUAUUAUUGAAUUGACAUUAUAAACAUUUACUGCUCCCAAUUCGCUAAUUCAGAUGAAAUGGGGUGUUAGAAAUAUGAAAACAGGCAAUAUACAUCGUCGCUGCUGGCAAAAUCACUGAAAAUUUCUCGUAAAAAAAUCUAAAUGACGUGCAAAAUUAAGAAGAGAGUAAUAAAAAAUUCAGUGUGUAGACUCAAUGCUGUUUUAUUACCGUUAAUUAUCAGAUGACAUGUAGCCGGAACAAAAAAUUAAUCAAUCAGUGAUUCAUUCAGAGUCAAUCACUUUUAUUUCAAUGUCUCAUGCUGCCCAACGAUUCAUCAUCAUUAAAAAAUAUCGCAAUGAUUUAUCCAGACUUCUCUCCCCGUUCUCUCCUCAAAAUGAUGACGAUGUAAAAAUUGGUGAAAAAAACAAAUUUAAUUGCUGAAUUUUUGAUCAUGAACUCGAAA